AAGUCAGGUCCCAAUCCCCUCCAUCAACCCCUCCCUCCCCCAUCCUCGGUGAAAAACUGGAGCUGCUGUCCGAGAGUUUCUCAGUCUCUGUAAAGCUGCUGAAGUGGCUCCAGAGCCAUGCUACUGUCCCAGAUCCUGUAAACCCUAGGACAGGAGCUCGCUACUGGGCUGAGCAGGGUCCCGGACACUAAGGAAACAAAACCCACGGGAGCUUUAAAGAGGAGGAGAAGGCCUAAUAUCCUGGGAUACAUGAGAUGUGUGCAGCUUUAAGGACUUUCAGAGAGCCACUGGGAGAAUAAGGAAUCACGGAAGACAUCAAGAAUCAGAGGACCUUACGAGGAUCUCAAAAAAGAGAAUCAAAGAAGUGGCACUGGAUUACCUUUCUUCUAGUGUUCCACUGGUAAAACAAGCAACAAGUAAAAAAAAAAGGCAGCCAAAAACCCUGUGAGGUGAUAACAGAAGUAAUCAUGAGAGGUGUAACGUGGUGCAUGGGCACAAUGCUCUACCUCUGCAUUAGCUUGUUAGGCAAAAGCCACUCAGGAACUGAACUUCUGCAUUCUCGACAAAGGCGAGCACCAGCAGAUGACUCCAAGAAGUGUUCCUACACUUUCUUGAUGCCCCAGCAGAAGAUCACAGGUCCAAUUUGUGCAUCUGCGACUGGGCCUGAACCAGACAAAGACCGUGUAACACGUAUGGACAUUUCUGAUGUGCGGGAGAUCCUAUCCAAGCAGCGAAGAGAGAUUGAAAUGCUGCAACUAGUGGCAGACGUGGACGGGAACUUGGUAAAUGAGAUGAAACUUCUGCGCAAAGAAUCUCGUAACAUGAAUUCCCGAGUGACACAGCUGUACAUGCAGCUGCUUCAUGAAAUUAUCCGUAAGAGAGACAACUCCCUGGAACUGGCGCAGCUGGAGAACCGUGUGCUGAAUGUCACCACAGAGAUGCUCCGACUAGCCUCCCGUUACAAAGAGUUGGAGUUGCGUUUUGCAGGCCUUGCAGGCACAGUAAACAACCAAUCUGUGCUCAUCGCUGCCCUGGAGGAGCGCUGUCUACGUGGAUAUGGACGUCAAGACUUGCCAGCAGUUCCACCGCUGGUGCAGGUGGUGCCUGAAAGCAUUCCAGCCAACAACAACCGAUUCACUAAUGAGAUUCAGAGAGACAACAACAACAGAGCAUUUCCUCGGGGUUCACGAAUGGACACCCCAACGCCUGAUCCACUGGGAAUCCCACCACCCCCACAGGGCACUCUUACUGCUGAUGGCCCAUUCAAAGACUGUUCCCAGGUGCGGCAGGCAGGGCACAGUACCAGUGGGAUGUAUCUGUUGAAGGCAGAGGGAAGUGAUAGACUGAUUCAGGCCUGGUGCGAACAUAAAUUAGACAAUGGAGGGUGGACUGUUUUUCAGCGACGAAAAGAUGGCUCAGUCAACUUCUUCAGAAACUGGGAGAACUACAAGAAAGGCUUUGGGAAUAUAGAUGGAGAGCACUGGCUGGGAUUGGAGAACAUCUAUAAUCUAGCCAAGCAGGGGGACUACAAAUUGCUGGUAGAGCUGGAGGACUGGGUUGGGAAGAAGGUGUAUGCAGAGUACAGCAGUUUCCAUCUGGAACCUGAGAGUGAGGGCUUCAGGUUAAGGCUGGGCACCUACCAAGGAAAUGCAGGAGACUCUCUCACAAGUCACAAUGGAAAACCAUUCACAACCCUUGAUCGGGAUAAAGACGCCUUUACAGGAAACUGUGCUCAUUUCCACAAAGGCGGAUGGUGGUACAACGCAUGUGGUCAAACCAAUCUGAAUGGCGUAUGGUACUCUGGUGGUGUGUAUCGCAGCAAAUUCCAGGAUGGGAUCUUUUGGGCAGAGUACGGAGGCGGGUACUACUCGCUCAAAUCUGUCCGGAUGAUGAUCCGACCAAUAGACUGAGGUUCUCUAAAUGACUUCAUCCUCAUAUCAAAUCUGAAUGAGUCUAAAUUGCUUGAAUGUACUCACGUCAGCACUUAUUUAUAAUUACACAUUCAUGUUUAUAAGGACUGAUAUUAGCACACUAUAGUUGUCAUUUGUCCCUGAUGAUCAAAACACAAAAAUGAAGAACGGAAUGACCUGCGCUUUUCCAGAUAACUUAUGGGAAUCAAUCCAUCCAAAUACAAAGAUGACGAUGUUGAGAGAAACUUGAAGCUGGAGUUGAAUGUCAAUGUGGUCAAUUUCAGCAUCUUCAUGCCCAUCUCCAUUUAACGUCCUUCUCACAUAUCAGUCAAUUUCUUCUGAUAUUUCCUCGUUGUUUGGACCCUAAAACCUUAAUGAUAGUUUUGUUUUUCAAAGAUUGUCACUACUUACAAAAUGUUCUACCAAUAGGGACUGGCACUGGGCUGAACUGUUCAUCAGGCCAGGCAAGGUCUGCUUUAGGGAAGUAACGUUGGUGUGUAAAUAUACUUCAUGUUUUUGUAUCUGUGUGUGUCUUUGUAAGAGUUAAUUUAAGAACUCACCUCAAAUCUC
Danio rerio (zebrafish) is the source of this 2480-nucleotide messenger RNA. Lineage: Eukaryota; Metazoa; Chordata; Actinopteri; Cypriniformes; Danionidae. The record is from RefSeq and is a predicted model, not a curated record.